CUUCAACAAUCCAGAUCACCCCUCCACGUCAUCCCAUUCAAUAGCGCCUCUUCUUCCCUCGCAGUGGAUCCCUUCCGUGACACCUUCUCUAACAGCCCCAUCCUCAACCCGACCACACUCACCUCCAUCCAUCACCAUGCAGGCUGCACAGCAGUCCUGGGAGUUCGAAAAUGCCAUCAGCCUCAUAGACCCGCAACGAGACACGCUCUACCAAUACGAUGAAGAAACGCACAAAGCCCUCUCCGCCGCCCGCCCCUGGGCCAAAGACCCGCACUACUUCAAAUCGAUCCGGAUAUCAGCCGUCGCACUCCUAAAGAUGGUCAUGCACGCACGCUCCGGCGGCUCCCUCGAAGUUAUGGGCCUCAUGCAAGGAUACAUUCUCCCGGAGACGUUUGUAGUGACCGACGCCUUCCGACUCCCCGUCGAGGGAACCGAAACGCGAGUCAACGCCCAAGACGAAGCCAACGAAUACAUGGUGUCAUAUCUGCAGUCGUGUCGGGAUUCAGGGCGGAUGGAAAACGCCGUCGGUUGGUAUCACAGUCACCCGGGAUACGGAUGCUGGCUAUCGGGAAUCGAUGUCACCACCCAGGAUAUGCAGCAGCUCGGCGGGCCGUUCGUUGCUGUGGUGGUGGAUCCCGAGCGGACCAUCUCGGCUGGAAAGGUGGAUAUCGGUGCCUUCAGGACGUUCCCAAAGGAUUAUACCCCGCCUAAGGGUCAGCAGGAUGACGAUGGGUAUCAGACUGUGCCGUUGAGUAAGGCGGAGGAUUUCGGCGCGCAUGCUUCGCAUUAUUAUUCCUUGGAGGUGUCGCUGUUCAAGAGUACCUUGGACUCGGAGAUCUUGUCGCUUCUGUGGAAUAAGUAUUGGGUCGCUACGCUGAGUCAGAGUCCCCUGUUCACGACGCGGGAUUAUGGAAGCAAGCAGAUGGUGGAUUUGAGUCAGAAGGUUAAACGGGCCACGCGAGGGAUUGAAAGCAAUGCUUCUCGAGGUAAUCUAUCGCAGAUCAAGGAUCAACAGGUGGAACGGGUGGCGCGCGAUGGCCAGCGGAUUGUGUCGGAGGAGGUGAAAGGUCUGUUGGCGGCGGAGGUGAAAAUGAAACUCUUCCAGGGCAUUGGGGAGGGAGACAACACGGAGACAUGAACCCGCUCGACGAUGAGAACCCAUGGCAGCCUAGAGCAGCUCUACGAAUGAUGAGAUGACCCAAUUGACGCACACCACCUCUCGCUGUGUAAAUCGAGCACUAAAAUCUAGACUUCCAACUACAACUGUCCC
Molecule: messenger RNA, 1270 nt
Organism: Aspergillus sclerotioniger CBS 115572
Lineage: Eukaryota; Fungi; Ascomycota; Eurotiomycetes; Eurotiales; Aspergillaceae
Product: Mov34/MPN/PAD-1 family protein
Exons: 2
Coding region: 137-1138 (333 amino acids)
Biological process (GO): protein deneddylation
Cellular component (GO): COP9 signalosome; cytoplasm
Molecular function (GO): protein binding; metallopeptidase activity; deNEDDylase activity
Source: RefSeq, a predicted model, not a curated record